AUGCCCCUCCUCCACGCGGGCUCCGCUCUGCUGGUGCUGCUCCUAAUCCUCCCGCAGGUGCACGCAUUCGGAGCUGGCAAUAUCGCAUCUAUCUCUGCUGUCGAAGGCAAGAACUGGCGCCAUGGCGACAUCGAAGAUGUUCUCAAGACGCUGGCAUUCAUCCACGGCCACAAAUGGACCGCAACCAUGAUCAAGCGUGUAUAUUUCGGCAACUGGUUGCGGGAUUACUCGCAGGCAAUGGACGUCGGCACACUCAAAAGUCUGCAGGCCGAGACUAUCCGCGUCCUGGUGUGGGUCCUUUCGUUCCUGAGCUUCGGGUAUGCGACGGGUGAAUUCGAAGUGACGUCUGAUCGAUUGGGUGUUUAUCGUCCGGAGGAACAUAUCGACAAUCCCAAGGAUUAUGCAGACAACGAAGAUGCACGCCAGUACGAUAAACGCCUGCGCCCACCCGUUCGCAAUAUCGAACUUGAAAUCGACCCGAACAGCGGAAUGAAGAACUAUAUCGCCAACGAACGAGGCGACUGGGCCACCAGCGCGGCAUACAUCAAGUUCAGCAUGAGCCGCAGCAUCCACUACGGACGAACAUACAUCCAUGGUGGGCAGAACAAGGGCAACGAGAAUGAUUUGUCUGAAGCGCUGCGGUGUCUGGGACAGGGACUGCACACGUUGGAAGAUUUCGCCGCGCAUACCAACUAUAUCGAGCUGGCGUUGCGCGAGAUGGGCAUGCGCAAUGUGUUCCCGCAUACUGGCGUGGCGACUGAGUGUAAUAUCCUUGGGAAGCGCGUUUUCCCGCUUGUCACUGGGACCUUUGGCAUGGUUGAUUUCUUCCAUUCCGUGCUGGGAGAGGCUACGGAUCAUUUCACGCAAUCUGAGGUCAAUGAGAUGGAUAUUGCUUUGGGGGAUGCUGAGACGAAUGCUCAGUCUAAUAACUCUCUUAAUGCUCUGACUGGUCUGCUCGGCAAGAUCCCUGGUACCAAGGAUCUUGUCUCCGAGGCUGAGAGUUUGAAGAGGUCAUCAGCCGCCCAGGAGUCUGCUAAUCGGAGUCGUAGUGUUGCCACGGGGUAUGCAGAGACCACUCGUGCUUCGGGUGGCAACCAAUCUUCUGGGGGAUCAGGACCCGGCACUGGGUUCGAGGGCAUGCCCGACUUCAACCCGCAGGAAACAGUUGCCAAGAUAUAUCCCAUUCUGGCAUUCCGCGACAAGGUCGUGCGCAAGCUCGACUCGAUUAUUGAAAAGAUCCCCGGGCUCGAGUCUCUUGUUGAGAAGAUCUCUGAGACUCUUACUGUCGUGAUCAUGUCGCUGCUGGCGCCGUUCGUGCGCCCUCUUAUCAAGGCGGCUUCCAAGUCCCUGCAAACCGGGUCAGCGGGUGUCAUUGACGCCUCGGGCAAGCACCAGUACGAACCUUGGACUGAUCCUCACUGCACUGAUCCCACCCACUCCCUGCUCUCAAAGGAUCAUUUCGCCAAUGUGCUUAACGAGCCCGCUGGUCAGGUCGCCUCUGCCAUUGUGCAGUAUGUCGCUCCUCGCAUCCUCUAUGCUUGGCAACACAUCGACGUCCCUGAGCACCAGGUUCUGGAAGAUUGCAUGCGCGUCUUCCACCACCCCGCCCUGCGUGAUAUGCACAAUGAGGCUCACCGGUCGAUGUUCGAGGCCGUCCAGACCUGGGUCCACUCUCGUUCAGACCGUGGCGCUUCUCUGAAUGACAUCCUUAGCUCGGAGGGUGUCAGGUUAGGCCGUAACACUGGCGGCGUCAGCCAUACCCACAGUGGCGGCCAUGGCGGAUUCCCAACACUGGCGGGUCAAAAGCCAAACAAGCACGGACACGGUAACAGCAAUGCCCAAAGCCACGGUCAAUCAUCGAGUGGUUUCUCGUCUUUCUUCCAACAACAAUCAAACAGCUCCUCUUCAAAUCACUCCUCCUCCUCUGGUCUGCCCUGGGAAAAACUCUCCUCCCUCCCAAUCCCAGGCAUGUCGAACCUGAACAAACUCGAAAGCAAAAUCUCGAACUUUAUUCCUGGCGGUCUGACUCGUGACAUUGGUGAAGAUGGUGGCCAGCAGCCGCGUGGCGGUUAUGAAUAUGGAUCACAACCUCACGCGGUUGGUGACUCGCAAGGGGGCCACAUCCAGCCAGAGUAUAAUCCGAAUACCGGCUAUGACAAUGUCCAGCAUGGUUCUUCUCAGUCGUACGCGGAGCAAGGCUCCCGCGGCCACGCCCACCACCAUGAGCACAGAUAUUGA
Penicillium canescens is the source of this 2238-nucleotide messenger RNA. RefSeq names its product Het-C domain-containing protein. The record is from RefSeq and is a predicted model, not a curated record. Bases 1 to 2238 code for a protein of 745 amino acids. The transcript is spliced from 4 exons. Lineage: Eukaryota; Fungi; Ascomycota; Eurotiomycetes; Eurotiales; Aspergillaceae.